AUGCAAAGCAAAGACCCCAAUUACGACGAUGUAGCAAUUUUCUGGGAUUACGAGAAUUGCCCAGCCUCCUCCAGCACCUCCGGGUAUCUGUUAGUAAACCAAAUUCGCGAAUUAGCCCUCAUGUAUGGCAUCAUCAAAAUAUUCAAGGCAUAUGUAGAAUGUUCCGAACAACUAAGGGCUCAAAUACUGCGCUCUGAAUUACAAUCCUCCGGCGUUUCUUUGACAGACUGUCCGCACAUGGGCAAGAAGGAUGUCGCAGAUAAGAUGAUGAUCGUUGACAUGAUGAUCUAUGCCAUGGACCACCCUGGCCCUCGGACGAUCAUAAUUAUCUCUGGUGACAGAGACUACGCCUACGCCGCCGCCCUUCUGCGCAUGAGAAGAUUUCAAGUUGUCGUCAUCUCAACCUCGGGAUCUGGCGUGUCUAACGGGCUGGCUGCGCAAGCAUCAGCUUGUUACGACUGGACUACCGACGUCCUUGGCAAUGCCAGUGUACCGGAUGGCCCUCUCAACAACGCAUCGGCACGUUCCAGCAAGGAAGGUGAAUUCUGGAGAGCAGCUUCUCCCCUAAUGGGCAAAUUGCCUACUCCUUCGCCUGAACCCGUGCGUACUGCGUUGCCAAAGGGUACGCGUCCGCGAAGUUCGACAUUGUCUAGGUCGGACUCCAUUGACGGUACCUUUGUGCCAUCAACUCAGCCAGUGCACUUGCGCGCCAGCUCGUCAUCGGAUUCUUACGUCGCCAACGACCUACGGCAACCACAAAGAAGCAUAUCGCCUUUCCCCGCCGCUCCGGUCACCGGCCCUGCGGUCACAAGACUCGCUGAUGUACCAGACGAAGUGGUGUACAAUGCGCCUCGAACCCCUCCUACGUUUAUGAGGGCUGUCCCUGUCACCCCUAAACUACCUUCCUCUUUUCUUCCGCAACAGCCGCCUCGCCAAGAGUCUACAGGAGCCAGUGGUAUCUCAAUCUUAUCCACGCCGUCUGUUACUCAUAGCGUUUCCGGCGGCGGAAGCCCAGACGAGAAGGGGAAAGGGAAACAGGUUGAACAGACGAUUGCCAUUCAACCGGUUCUGGAACCCACGCCCACACCCGCGCCUGCCACGCCCGCGCCUGUCCCAUCUCCAUCUUUUCCUGCUUCGACCGCGCCUGUUACUUACACGUCGACGCCAAAGCCCGCCGUUCCAAGCCCUGCAUUGGCUUCAUCACGUACAACUACCGCACCACUGGUGGUUUCGAGAGUUCUACCCGAGGCAUUUAGAACCCUGGUUAAAGUGCUCAACGUACAAAGGCAAAGGGGAAAGCUGCAGCAACCUCGCUCUGUCGUAGCUUGUGAAGUGAUCUCUGCGGACAAGAACGCAUACGAGAAGGCGGGAGUGAACAAGUUUGCUCAGUACAUCAGCAUUGCUGAAAGCAAAGGGAUUGUCAUGACCGGAGGAUUUGGUCCAGAUGCCUGGAUAUCCGUUCGCCCAGAAUGGUACAACGUCUGA
This is a messenger RNA of Pleurotus ostreatus (oyster mushroom), 1485 nucleotides long. RefSeq lists its product as uncharacterized. The transcript has 3 exons. Gene Ontology annotation, molecular function: CCR4-NOT complex binding; RNA nuclease activity; mRNA base-pairing post-transcriptional repressor activity. Gene Ontology annotation, cellular component: cytoplasm; peroxisome. Bases 1 to 1485 code for a protein of 494 amino acids. NCBI's taxonomy places the organism in Eukaryota, Fungi, Basidiomycota, Agaricomycetes, Agaricales, Pleurotaceae. The record is from RefSeq and is a predicted model, not a curated record. Gene Ontology annotation, biological process: post-transcriptional gene silencing.